This is a messenger RNA of Olea europaea var. sylvestris, 2542 nucleotides long. RefSeq lists its product as uncharacterized. The transcript is spliced from 4 exons. The coding region runs from base 354 to 2333 and encodes 659 amino acids. NCBI's taxonomy places the organism in Eukaryota, Viridiplantae, Streptophyta, Magnoliopsida, Lamiales, Oleaceae. The record is from RefSeq and is a predicted model, not a curated record.
GCUGGUGAUGCUUGGGAGUGAGUGUAAUAAACUGGUAGAUAAGGAGAUAGAAACUCAGAAAGAGAGAGAACGUGUAUAUAUCUCUUUGUGUAUACAAUAUAGAGAGAUGUUUCUUGGUGCUUACUGUAGCCCUGUGUGUUUACUGUAGGCCUGUAUUAAAUUUUCUUGCAGGAAUUAAUAUGGGGUCGUCAGUUCUUGAUUCAUCGAUCCGCAUUUUUUGCUUCCUAAGCACUAGCAUUGUUUAGCCAGUUGCUUUCAUCUCAAAAAGAACUAUCAGUGGUGUCAUUUUCAGUUUAAUAACUCACUGUUGAGAGCUUUUUUAAACUCUGUUUGGUAAAGAGAAAGAAAUAUUUAUGGGCAAAGAGUGGUUGAAUUGGGUUGGCGGUGGCGGUGGCGGUGGCGGUGGCGGAGGUAGUGGCGUUGGUGAGAGGAAUAGGUCCAAUAGGAGAAGAAGAAUGGUUGGUGAAGUGAGAGAAGCAACUUCUUCUGGCUGCAUGUGUGCAGUUUUUCAACUCUUCGAUUUACAUCAUUUUCAGUUUCCUUUGAAUCAGCAGCCUGGAUAUUUCCAUCAAGAAGAAGACACCACCAAAUCCAAAGGAGUGGAAGCACCAAGAAACAGUUUGGAGUUAGAGGAGCCUGCCAUGAAAGCUGCUUCAUUUCCCUUGGAGGAAAAAAAUUUUAAAAUACCAGCGCCAAUUCAAAUGAAAUCAAGAACAAGCGUAUCAGAAUCCAACAUCAUCAAUUCACCAGGAACAAAAACCCCAAAUUUAGUAGCUAGACUCAUGGGUCUUGAUCUUCUUCCAGAAUGUGGUUCGCCUGCAUUUUCUUCUUCAUCAAGUUCGAAUCCUUCGAAAACAAAAUCCCAUUUGCAUUCAAGAAACCUGAUUCAUAGCAGAUCAAGAAGCAGUAGAAUUAGUUAUUCUGAUGAUGAUAUUAGCAUCAAUGGUGCUCGUUCGUUGCCUGAAACUCCAAGAAUUUCUUCAGCUAGAAGAUCAGAUGUGGAUCAUCAUCACAGGCUGUCUUUGCAAAUCAACAAAGAAAAUAUUGGUCAAGAUUAUGAAUAUUCUGCAGUCAAGAAAAUUGCUACAAGGAGAGGAAUUAUUCAAGAAAAUGAUCAAAAUAGGAGUCCAGGCCAUUAUGCUAAGCAGAUUGUGAAGCAAGUAAAAGAAAGUUUUAAUAGAAAAGUUGGCCUGAAGGAUAUCACCAACACAAUUCAGAACAAAGAGCAAAGAAGGGAUGAAAAUCUUCUUAGAAAACCACCCAAAGUUUUAACAAGAAUCGAUGAAGAACUUGUUCAUCAGGGCAAGAAAUUGACACCAAACAGCAAAAAUCGAACUUCUCAGUCUCCAAAAUUCGCUAUUUCAUCAUUAUCAUCAAAGCCAAAGCCUCAAGUUCCAUUGCAACAGCAGAAGAAUUUCAAUCAGAAAUGCAAGGAAGUUGCAAGUUCAAAAAUCAAGAAACCUCCACAAGUUUCUGAUUCUGUAAGGAACAAGAAAGAGGAGAUACUAGUUCGGUCAACGUUAACAUCAUAUAGAGUCAACCUAGUAGACAAGAAAUCCAAGAAAACUUCAUUGUCAAAUGAGCUUCCCAACAUCAACGUUCCAACCUUGUUUCCAGUCAAGAAAGACCCUUCUCCCCCAGCCACAAAGUUACCUCAGAAACAGGUACCAGAUUCUCAUGUAUUGAAAAGGAGUACACAGUUAUCUUGUUCUUCGAGCCAUUCGUACAAACAUGAAACAGUAUUCACCAUCCAAGAAAACACCCAACAAGACAAAACAAAAGAGCCUAUCCCCUCCCGCGACUACAGACAGUACAUUCAAACAAUCCUUAAACGAAUUGGGAUCACAGACAAACCCACCCCAGUAAUUUCCCUAUACAACUUGCAUUCACCUUCUCGCCCCCUCCUUGACCCCUCAAUCUUUCACUAUCUUGAACUCUUCCACCCCACCACCACGGUUGCCACCACCGUUUUGAACUGCCGCUGCAACAGAAAGCUCAUUUUUCAACUAGUGGAUGAACUUUUAGCAGAAAUUGUAAGACCCCACAACUGUAUCGUCACAUGUGCUACUUCCAAACUUUCUGGUUCAGAAUUGAUUGACAAAUUAUGCAUGAGAAUACAAAGCUUUCCUGCAGCAAAUUGCCGGGUUCUUAAGGAUAUAGAUGCACUGAUAGAUAAAGAUUUCUGUAAGUCUCAACUUGGAGGAUCACGUGCGUUUUUCGAAGAAGAAGGUGAAGGAAUAGUGAGUGAGAUUGAACGUGAAAUUGUGGAUUCCUUAGUGCAUGAAACCCUUGCAGAUAACAGUGCCCGUACAGUAGGCUAUAACAGAGUCUGAUAGAUGUCACACGGUUCUUCCACGUGGUAAGAUUCAAUUCGUUACCUCUUGGCAGUCCACGUGUAAGCGGUCUAAGAUUUGUGCAAAUCAUCUUCUUUUUCUAUUUUGACCAACAAAAUUUGGAACUUUAUUUUUUUCGUUUUAUGAAUUUGACGUUUAGUGUAAUUAUUAAUUUAAUUAACUUUGUUAACAUGGAUCAUGAAUGCUUA